This is a messenger RNA of Loa loa (African eye worm), 372 nucleotides long. RefSeq lists its product as hypothetical. The transcript has a single exon. The annotation marks the transcript as partial. The record is from RefSeq and is a predicted model, not a curated record. NCBI's taxonomy places the organism in Eukaryota, Metazoa, Nematoda, Chromadorea, Rhabditida, Onchocercidae.
GGCCAUAAGUAUGGGAUCAUUUUAAAAAGGGCUUUGGCUUUGUAUCCUUCCCUAACACACACACACACACACACACACACACACAUACACACACGCAUACACACACACAUACACACACACACACACCGAGUGUACGCCCCGUACACAUCUAGUACACACCCGUACACACCUCGUACACAUCUAGUACAUACUCAUACAUACCCAGUACAAUCCCGUACAUAUCCAGUACACAUACCGUACACAACUCCGCGCAUACUCAGUACGUAUCCCGUGCACACCCAGUGCACAGCCCACUACACACUCCGUACACGCACAGUACAUCCUCGGUACACACCCAAUACAUAUCCCGUACACAUUUCUGAUGAUGAAUGU